Molecule: messenger RNA, 1574 nt
Organism: Pocillopora verrucosa
Lineage: Eukaryota; Metazoa; Cnidaria; Anthozoa; Scleractinia; Pocilloporidae
Source: RefSeq, a predicted model, not a curated record
CCAUGAUAAUUCCCCAUACAUGACGUAGUAAGUAGAUUUAUACCCAUUCCCCAUGGAUAGACUGAAACAGCAAAAUAGAGGCGAUGUAAUUUUUAACGUCUGCGCAAGUCGUUUGUCUCUAAGGGGAAGUGUUAAUCAGUGAAGCGGAAACCUAUCGAGUUUAGAGAAGCAGUCAUAAUGGCUUCAGAAGCGACAAGUGAGAAUGACUGUUUGAAAGCUCUCAACCAGCAAAGAGACUUUGAUUUUGGAUGUCUUGCUCCUGCAUUGGUUAUUAUUUUAGUUCUUUCAUUCCUGAAGCGACGCACUAAGCUUAAAUUGGAACUCUGGGAUGGGCGCCCUGGACUACUGAUACCGAUGAACUUUCUUGGUGGUCUCAGUAACAGGUGGACUAUUGCUGUUACCUUUGGAGCCACAGGUAGCACUGUUAUAAGAAUGGCAUUGGGUGGAAGCGGCAGUAUCUCGAUUGUCCCAUCUGAAUCUCCUUGGGUAAAAAUAAUUGACGUUUUGCUGGCUGUCCUCCUUUGUACAAUACUAUUAUAUCCAUAUUUUGUCUGCCUCACGACCGAAUACAAGUUCGUUGGUUCUAUCCUUGGCUUUCUUUAUGGUGUGUUGAGGUUUUCUUUUCAACUUGCUACAGAGAUACGUUGCUACGUUGUGUAUAAGAAAACAGGAGCCUAUGGAAUAACGUUUAUUAUUUCUAACCUGCCCACAACACUGUGCCUCAUCUUUAUAACAACGCGAUUUGCUUCCCUCAUUGUUCGACGAGUUAGACAGAUGUGGUCUGUACCUUCUACAGAGUCAGCUGGAAAGGACUCCAGCUCCCGCUCACUGGCUCAUGAUUCGGACGUUGUUCACGUGAAGUUCAUUUUAGGGCAAAAACCUCCAAUAUACCCGGACAAGAGAGAAUGGUAUUGGAAGGUUCUCUACUUUUUUUAUAUACCAAGGGCAGAUUUCAAGUUCUCCACUCAGUUGAUAUCAACAGUGUUUCUCGUCGGGAUAGCUGUCUUUGAAGUCUCAUUGCAUUUGCUCAUAAUGUGGGAAGGUAUUAUAGGCGAUCAUAAGGGUUCCUAUUUGAAUAUUCAUACUCUGAGAGGUGGUCUUUACGGAUCUUACAUUUUCGCUGGUCUGAUUUAUGUUAUAACAACACUCCAUUUCAUGAGGUGCCACAGGGACCACAUGUUCCAGCUCUACUGUGGAGAUAGACACCUAAUGCAAAACGUUUGCCUCUCACCGGCCUCUUUUGUGGGAAGAAGUCUGAGUUAUACUGGAUACCAAGUCGCCUAUGCCGUGAUUGGUUUCGUCGUGUUGUCAAAUUUGGGCUUCUUUCUAAUUCUCAUUCCAAGCAAUUCUAAGAUUAUACGCGAUUUGAUUUCAUCAGCUGCGAAAGGAGCUGUGCCAUCGAUAGUGCUGGCUGUCAUAUUACGAGUGUUCCAGCGCGUUUUCCUAUCUCAAUAUGUCUUUCGUGACAGAGAAUACCCAAAUUUCUCAGUCGUAAUUGACAACCGGUAACUUAAAAUUGACAGUUUCUGUUUCUAUUAACAUGAUAAGCUGAGCUGCGCACCUACUUUGACUGG